Molecule: messenger RNA, 651 nt
Organism: Aegilops tauschii subsp. strangulata
Lineage: Eukaryota; Viridiplantae; Streptophyta; Magnoliopsida; Poales; Poaceae
Source: RefSeq, a predicted model, not a curated record
AUGUCGUCCGUCACCUCAUCCGGCUCAACCAUCAACUACAACCCGUUCGCCGACGCUAACCCUCCCGACGUGAACGACAUCGGCAACCUCAACAUCUAUGAGCGGGUUUCGGUUCAUCUCUCCCAGGCGGACUCCUCCUACUACGCGUGGAAGAUGUACUUCUCCCUCGUGUUCCGGGAGUACCACCUCGUCGACCAUGUGGACGGCUCCGUCGACUCCAGCCUUGUCCCCGACUUCCAUGACUGGUCCACCAUCGACGCCACGCUCAUCCGGUGGUUCUUCCUCACCAUCUCGCCGGACCUGUUUCAGACGGUCGUGCAAGACGGUGAUGACGCCCACGCCGUGUGGACCAAGCUGAACAGGCCCUUCACUGACAAUCGCCUUAAACGUCGCAUUUUUUUGCAGCAAGAGUUUUUUGGAUGCCACCAGGACAACUCCUCUGUCGACGACUAUUGUCGCCGCCUCAAGACUCUCGCUGACGAGCUCCACGAUAUUAGCGCGAAGAUUGACGAUGAUCUCCUCCUCAGCACGCUCACCGCUGGCCUCAACAAGGACUACGGCAACGCCGCGGCGAACCUCACCCUCGUCCUCGAGCCCUCCUUCGCCAAGUUCGUUACCUCCGGCUGGAGGAGCAGCGGACGAAGAAGGUGA